CAAGAUGAAUCUAAAGAUAAAGAUAAAGAUGAACAAACAAUCAACGAAUUAUAAGUUUAUAAGUAAUGAUGAUUAUUCCUUGAUUGUUGAGGAUAAACAAUUAGGUCAUAAUCAACAAAAUGCUUCUGCUAUUAAUACUGACUCUGCUGCUCCUACGAUUCUUAAACCGGGGGAUGAUUGUGAUGAUGUUGGCUCAAAUCUCAUACACAAUGUAGCACAAACUAUGAUGACUACACCGCCAGCGCCGGUUAAGACUUCAAAUGAUCUUAAAGCAGUGAUGAGCUACUUGGCAUAUAUCAAAUGUGAAGUGAAUAGAAUUUCCGAAACGCAGCAAGAAAUAAUUGAAAUACUGAACAACAAUAAUACUCAAAUUUUGCAAAAAAACACUGAUUUAUUGAGCUGUGAUAACAAUGAAACAGACUAUUUUGUAAUGAACUGGCCAAUUACUGAUGAUGAUGGUCUUUUAGAUCUUGAAAAUAAAAUGAAAGACAGAAUCUUUUAUAAACUAGUUGUUAGUGAGCUGACCAGGCUUGGAGGUAAAACUCUGUCAAGAAUCAUCAACAAGAUGUUGAAGAAAGUUUUUGACGAUACCAUAUUGAUAAAGUUUACUUAUUACGGUUUGAGAAACAAAGAAAAUUUUCAUACGCUAUCCAUUAAUAAAGCUAUUUUUGAUGCUGUAAGAAAAUCUAAACAAAAAUCUGUUUCAGAUGAGGAAAUCAUCAUAUCGAUUGGGAAAUAUAUGACUGGAGCUAAAGGCAGAAUAGAACAACAAAACAUCAAAAACCAAUAAUUCUAAGAUACAAGGUUUUUUUUUUACCUUUAAAAAUUUAAUAUUAUAAUUUUUUAAUUAUUAAUUUUAAUUUUUAUAUUUUUUAUAUUCUUAAUAAUCUAAAUUUAUCUAUUAUAUGUAUAAUAGUAAUAAGUCUAUUGCAUAUAUAGAUGUGCUGAUCCAAAAGUUUGA
Metopolophium dirhodum (rose-grain aphid) is the source of this 961-nucleotide messenger RNA. RefSeq lists its product as uncharacterized. The coding region runs from base 5 to 790 and encodes 261 amino acids. The transcript has 7 exons. The record is from RefSeq and is a predicted model, not a curated record. Lineage: Eukaryota; Metazoa; Arthropoda; Insecta; Hemiptera; Aphididae.